Messenger RNA from Nematostella vectensis (starlet sea anemone), 4401 nucleotides. RefSeq lists its product as uncharacterized. The transcript has 3 exons. Gene Ontology annotation, biological process: DNA integration. Gene Ontology annotation, molecular function: nucleic acid binding. Lineage: Eukaryota; Metazoa; Cnidaria; Anthozoa; Actiniaria; Edwardsiidae. The coding region runs from base 1 to 4401 and encodes 1466 amino acids. The record is from RefSeq and is a predicted model, not a curated record.
AUGACCGCGGCAAACUACGGCUCUGCUAUCGAAAUACUUCGCAAGCGAUAUGGCAAAACCGAGGCUAUACAGCGGUCGCACAUUAACGACCUACUUAACCUGUCGCCUGUUUUUAACGAUGGGGACUUAACGAGGCUGAGGCGGUUCUACGAUGUAGCGGAAACUCAUUUCCGAGGGCUAGAAGCUCUAAAUGUAAAUGAAACAAGUUAUUCGGGGAUCGUGGUACCGGCCCUGCUACAGAAGUUGCCGAACUCGUUCCGGCUCAAAAUCACCCGUGGAUACCAAGACUUCAUGUCAUGGAGUAUGGAAAGACUGUUGGCUGAGAUACGAGCGGAGGUAGAGCUGAGAGAAGAGCAAAAGCCGAUUUCUUCUGAGGCAAGUAACAAGAAACCACAAGACGAUAUGCAAAGGCAAACAAGCGGGAGCGCAUUAUUUGUUGAAGCUAAUGGACAGGGGACGUGUGUUUAUUGUCUUGGAAAACACAAGUCAGAGAACUGUGAGAGAUUCAAGUCACCGGGAGAGCGAAAGAAAAUCUUGGUUAAGUAUGCUUUACAAACAGCGCAGGGCAUUGUUAGCUGGGAAGGGGGCGUAUCAGCUAGGACAAGGUUUUUGUUUGACGCCGGAAGUCACCGCUCAUUCAUCACGGCGUCGGCAGCGCGCAAAGCCAAACUUCCUGUCGUUAGGCGUGAAUGGCUUUGCAUUAACGCGUUUGGUCAGCGCGACCAGAAAGGCACGCUCAGAGAGGUGGUAGAGUUUAAUAAAGGACGAGUAAUUCGAGGCAAAGUAGAGGAACCCGUCGCCAUAGAGACAGAGUUAGGAUGGGUAUUGUCAGGCCCUAUGACAGUAGAUAGUGAAUGUGUAGAGAAUGUACAGAUAGUACAGGCUAAUUUGUUAGUCCAAGACUGGUCAGCAGAGCAAUCAGAGAGUUUGGAGAGUGAGAUAGCGAGACUGUGGGAUUUAGAGACCUUAGGUAUUAGAGAGACACAGGGAGUACAGGAAGAAUUUCUGGAUAACAUUUGUUUCAAUGGAGAGAGGUAUUCGGUUAAGUUACCAUGGAAGGUCAACCACAGAUCGUUACCUACUAAUUACGAAAACAGCCUAGGACGUCUUCAUGGCACAAUGAGAAAGCUUAGGCAAGAGCCAGAAGUGCUAGACCAGUACGAGGCAGUAAUCAAGGGUCAGUUAGAGUCGGGAGUGAUAGAGCCGGUUCAUGCGUUAGAAGAUGGUAACAAGAUCCAUUACUUACCACAUAGAGCGGUAGUGCGUAGGAAUGUUGCUACUAGUACACCGGUAAGAGUGAUCUAUGAUGCGUCGGCGAAGACAGGUAAAAAGGGCGUGUCGCUCAACGACUGUUUACACGUUGGACCGUCUCUCAACCCCCUCCUAUUUAAUGUGUUGCUGAGAUUCCGUCUCCACAGGGUAGCCCUCAUAGCAGAUAUCGAGAAGGCUUUCUUGAAUAUCGAAGUCGACCCUGGAGACCGAGAUUGUUUACGAUUCUUAUUCCCAGAGGACCCGAGAAGGGAGGAUUCCGUAAUCAAGGUAUACCGGUUUUGUAGAGUGGUGUUUGGUCUGAACGCCUCGCCAUUUCUAUUGAAUGGAACCUUGAGGCACCACCUCGUGAAGUUUAAAGAGAUAGAUCCUAAGUUUGUAGAGAUGUUAGUCAACAGUUUUUAUGUAGAUGACUUGGUGACAGGGAGUAACACCCCGGAAGAGGCGUAUGAGUUAUACGUGAAGUCCAAGUCGAGAUUGGCAGAAGGUGGGUUUAACCUGCGCAAGUGGCAGACUAACGAUAGCGAGCUUAGAGGUAGGUUGGAUGUAAGCAAAGGGAGAUGUAUGCCAGGUAGUCAAGAAGGUGUGGCUCGUGGUAAGACUAGCCAGGGCGUGGCAAGCGACUGUGAUAUUCAGAAGGUGUUAGGCCUACCCUGGAAUAGCAGUAGUGACACUAUAGGACUCACAUUUGGCCACCUGUAUGAGAAGGCGCAACAGUCGCCAGCGACGAAGCGAAAUGUGCUAAGUGUUCUUGCAGGUAUGUUCGAUCCCCUAGGAAUAGUAAGCCCAGUAACUGUAGCUGCAAGAAUCCUUUUUCAGACCCUGUGUAGAAUGACCGAGUUAACCUGGGACGAGGAAUUGACUGGAGAGGUAAGGAAAGAGUGGGAGGCCUGGGUUAAAGACCUAGGAAAUUUGAUGAGUGUUGAAGUACCUCGGUGCGUAUUGGACACGUCCAACCGUAAGGUGCAGAUUCACGGGUUUGCUUAUGCGAGUCGCAAGGCGUACUGUGCCGUCGUAUACCUCGUAUACGACAUGGGGGGAGAGAGGCAGGUAAGGUUACUUUGCAGCAAGACUAGAGUGGCCCCCCUUAAAGAGAUGACAAUCCCCAGGUUAAAGCUAAUGGCCGCGUUAAUCCUUGCCCGUCUAGUCAGCCAUGUUAAAGAAGCACUAAGCACACUCAUUGAAGUAGAAAGGGAGGUGUACUGGUCAGAUAGCAAAACAGUGUUAUACUGGUUGGCGAACAAAGGUGAGUGGAAACAGUUCGUUAAGCACAGAGUAGAUGAAAUUUUGCAGCUGACUAGGAACGGUGAGUGGAGGCAUUGCUCGGGAGAGCAGAACCCGGCCGACAUUGGGUCACGGGGUGCACUCGCCUGCAAACUCAAGAGUAGUGCACUGUGGUGGAAUGGCCCACACUGGCUGACUGGUCCCGAACAGGGAUGGCCAGCAUUACAGAUCGAGAGAACGCCAGCUGGGGCGGAAGAGGAGAAGGGCACUGUAAGUAUGGUAGUCAACACCAGAGUACCGAAGAGUGACAUAUCUAGUGUAAUCAACCCUAACAUUGUCAGUAAUUGUAGCAAGUUGUUCAAGGUAACAGCGUAUGUUCGGAGAUUCAUGCACAAUGUUAGGGCAGAGAAAGUAGAAGACAGGAUGACAGGCAGGUUAUCUAGAGAGGAGAUGACGAACUCAGAGCUAGAGUGGAUAAAGUCAGCGCAAGUAGACUUGACGCAACAAGCGACGUUUAAUCAGGUGACCAAGCAGCUAGAUUUAGUAGAAAAAGCAGGCAUACUUAGAUGCAGAGGGAGACUGGGUAAUUCCGAGCUUGCGACAGACGCUAGAAUGCCCAUAAUAUUACCGAGAGAUCACAGGCUGACAGAGCUGGUUAUACUAGACUGCCAUAGUAAGUUACACCACAGUGGUGUUAGCGGCACCUUAGCGCAGUUGCGGACAAGGUUCUGGGUUCCGAAAGGUAGACAAGUUGUGAAGAAGAUAGUGCAUAGGUGUGUCACGUGUAAGAAGCUAGAAGGCAGGGCAUAUGCGCCGCCUCCCGUGGCGGAUUUACCAGGCUUUAGAGUCACGCAGGCAGAGCCAUUCUCCAAAGUAGGAGUAGACUUUGCAGGUCCUCUCUAUUACAAGAGUAGCACAGGUAUGAUGCAGAAUGCGUAUGUGGCACUUUUCUCGUGUUGCGUGACACGAGCAUUAUAUCUCGAUUUAGUGGUAGAUUUAGAGGCUUGUACUUUCAGGAGAUGCCUUAGAAGGUUUGCAGCCAGGAAGGGAGCUCCAACGCUGAUAGUGUCAGACAAUGCGAAAACGUUCAAAGCCGCAGCAAAGGCCCUGAGGGAGCUAUAUGACUACCCAGAGGUACAAGCCUAUUUAGAGGUCAACAGAGUAUCUUGGCAAUUCAACCUAGAGAAGGCUCCAUGGUGGGGUGGGUUUUACGGGAGAAUGGUAGGAAGCGUCAAGCGGUGUUUGAGGAAGACCUUGGGCGAGGCACGAUUGACCUAUGAUGAGCUAAUUACAGUUUUGGUGGAGGUCGAGAGAACACUGAACGACAGGCCGCUUACAUAUGUGUACGAUGAGGUCGGAGAGGUGGAGCUUACACCAGCCCAUCUAAUGUAUGGCAGACGACUAAAUAGCUUUCCAGACGAGGUAGUAGAGCCAGACGAUGUAGCGAAUCCAGACCACAACAGUCGGUUUAGGUAUGUGAGUGCUAAACUCUCCCAUUUUUGGAAGAGAUGGAGUAAGGAGUAUCUAGCUAGCCUUCGAGAGUUCCAUCGUAGUAGUCGUGUCACCGGGCAUCAUAGGGAGACAGUUCAAGUAGGAGAUGUAGUGACAGUGCACGAGGACGGCAGUAAGAGGAGUCAGUGGAAGAUGGCGGUAGUAGAGAAGUUGAUCAAGGGCAGAGAUGACGUAGUGAGAGGAGCGCAAGUUAGACUUGUCAAGAAGGGCAAGCCAUCUCGCCUGGACAGACCAGUCCAGAGACUCUACCCCAUAGAAGAAGUUAGGUGCGCGGACUCGACAGUGAAUCGCAGCGCGUGCGCGGACAGGAGCGUGCAUACCAGAGCCAGGUCCACUCGAGCCGCAGCAUUGCACGCGCAGAAUAGAAUCGCGAUCGGGGCUUUGCUUGACUCCUAA